CCCAGUUCUGAUCCCUGCCAGGUUACUAGUAUUGGUAGGUUUAGGUUAGGUUAGGUGUGGGGAAGGGAUUAAGAUUAGGGGUGGGGUUAGGAUUAGGCAAUCAGGUAGCGAUUUGAACGAGAGGGGGUAAUAAUUUGGCGGGGGUCGAAAAUGGGCACAACACCGGAAAUCCAAAGUGGAGGAUAUAUGUAACUAGCCCAGGAGCAUUUAUUUGAUCAAAGCUGCAUCAUUUUUAAUAUUUUAGACUUGAAAAUGAGGAAGCUGUUUAUUUACAUCUUGAUUCUCUCCUGUUACGGUUCACCUGGUGUUGGUACAGAUGACACAGACUUUGUGAUGGAGGGAGAUUCAGUCUCUCUAAACACUGGUUUUAAAACAAACCAACAAGUAGAGUUUGUGUGGUAUUUUAAUGACACUCGCAUUGCUCGAUUGAUUGGACAUACCAGUAAGAUCUGUACAGAUGUUCAGUGUAAUGAAGGUAAAGAGGAAUUCAAAGACAGACUGAAGUUGGAUAAUCAGACUGGAUCUCUGACCAUCUCAAACAUCAGAACCACAGACUCUGGAGAAUAUAAACUAGUGAUAAUCAGUAACAACAGCAGCAUUUCAAAGAUCUACAGAAUUGCUGUUAAUGGUGUUCCUGCUGCUCAACGAGAUGAAAAGAAGACCAAGUCUGUAGUAGAGGGAGAAUCUGUCACUUUAGAUCCUCGUGUGACAAAAAAAACAAAUAAUUCAAUGGCGUGGUAUUUUAAUAACACUCUCAUCGCUGAAAUCACUGGAGAUCAGAGUAAGAUUUGCACAGAUGAUCAGUGUUCUGACAAAUUCCAAGACAGACUGAAACUGGAUCAUCAGACAGGAUCUUUGACCAUCACAAACACCAUAACCACAGACUCUGGACUCUAUAAUCUAAAGAUCAGCAGCAGCAGCAGCCGCCGCCGUCGCCACAGCAACAGUUUCACCACUAUGAAGAGCUUUAGUGUUUUUGUUACUGCUGUUCCAGAUUCAGGUUUGUCUCCAGCAGCUGUGGGAGGAGCAUGUGCUGGUGUUCUGGCCCUUGCUGCUGCAGUUGCUAUUGCAAAAAGGAAAGGCAUUUGUACGCGGCAGAGUCGUCAGAAGAACAUCUGAACAGUGUCAAGCAAUAUAGCACACACACACACACACACACACACACAUUAUUAACCAGAUGAAUUAAACAUCAAAAAUAUUGUUACUACUUAGAAAGUAGCAUUCUCUGGUCUCUCGUGUCCUUGUGUUUGUGUAACUGAAGCAUUAAUCCUGUUAAUUUUCUGUAAAUAUCUGUCUUCUUCCAGGAGAAUGAUGUCUAAUCAAGAACACAACCAAUGGGACGUCGCCUAAUCUGACUGAGGCUGCCAAAGAUGCUUCACUUUCUACAUAACUGCUAUGUUCAUUUGAGAGGCCAAGUAUAAAUAUUUAUAGUUUACCAUUGUUUACUGUAAGAUUUGUAUUUACAAAUGUGAAGGAAAGGAUGUGACGUGUGGCCAAGUAUGGUGACCCAUACUAGGAAUUUGUUUUAUACACACACCCCUCCAAUGCAGUGGGCAGCCAUAUUGCUGUGGUGCACGGGGAGCAGUUGGGGGUUCGAUGCCUUGCUAAAUGGUCUCACAUUAGGUGUGGUAUUAAUGGUUGAAAGAGAGCACUGAUCAUUCACUCCCCCCACCUACACUCCCUGUCGGACCUGCAAUUUGAACCCGCAACCUUCGGGUUAAAAGUCAGACUUUCUAACCAUUAGACCAUGACUGUGUUUAUUUGACACUCAAAUAUAGGCCAGCUGUGAUGUAGCAAACUGUUUGCUCAUGAUUAUCUAAGAAGCUCUAUAUAGUGCCAAAUACACACCACAAGCAAGCUCGUUUUAUAAUACCUUUGACAAGAAAGAAAGCAGCAGCAGUAAAAUAUGUCUAAUGCAGGGGUUUUCAACCCUGUCCUGGAGGCACCCCUGCCCUGCACAUUUUGUAUGUCUCCUUUAUUAGACACACUAAGGUCUUGCAGCAGAGAUUUUCUUACUAUUGGGAGAUGAUAGGGUAUGUAUUACUUACUAUUGGAGAUAGUGCUACUGUCAACUUGAAACCAAUCACAUUACAGCCUUGAUGUCAUUGAAUUUCAGUUCAGAGUUGUGCAACACUCAGUCUGCAUUUAUGGAUACCAUAGGAAUAAAUGGGUAAAGUGCUGUAAUCUUAAUGUCACCUGUCACAAAAAGUCAGUGACUUC
Molecule: messenger RNA, 2220 nt
Organism: Labeo rohita (rohu)
Lineage: Eukaryota; Metazoa; Chordata; Actinopteri; Cypriniformes; Cyprinidae
Exons: 6
Coding region: 253-1119 (288 amino acids)
Source: RefSeq, a predicted model, not a curated record